Molecule: messenger RNA, 1074 nt
Organism: Torulaspora globosa
Lineage: Eukaryota; Fungi; Ascomycota; Saccharomycetes; Saccharomycetales; Saccharomycetaceae
Gene: DUG3
Product: glutamine amidotransferase subunit DUG3
Exons: 1
Coding region: 1-1074 (357 amino acids)
Source: RefSeq, a predicted model, not a curated record
AUGUGUAGGUUUCUGAUCUUCAAGGGUAAGGAACCUAUUUUAUUGUCGCAUUUAUUGACGCGACCUGCGCAUUCCAUCAUCAAUCAGUCGUUUGAUAGCCGGUUGCGCCUUGACAGAAGACGUCCUAUCAAUGGUGACGGGUUUGGUGUCGCAUAUUAUCCAACUGAUGUUAAGCUGGGUGAAGACGGACCAUGUCUUUACAAAGCUAUAACACCGGCGUGGAACAACCAGAACUUGAGUACUCUGGCCGAGAAAACCAAGUCGAACCUGAUAUUUGCGCAUGUCCGGGCGUCCACUUAUGGAGUGCUUUCCGAGACCAACUGCCACCCAUUUACGUACCACUCUCUGUGCUUUAUGCACAACGGCGGGAUCUCCAACUUCAAGAAGAUCAAGAGGUUGCUUUUCAACCACAUAGACGACGAAUUUUUGAACUUUCUGCAGGGCGGGACCGAUUCCGAGUGUGCUUUCGCCCUGUUCCUGGAUACGUUGGCCAAGGAGGGCUGCGACGUCAAGAGCAAAGAGGGCCAAUUCAGCCACCAGGCGCUGAGAACCGCGCUCAUAAAGACGAUAGGAUACAUCAGAGACUGGACCAAGGAGGCGAACAGGAACGCAGAGCAUGCGGAGCCGUCGCUGAUGAACUUCGCCGUCACCGACGGCUCCACUGUGGUGGUGUCGCGCUAUAUCACUUCCAAGACCGACGAGGCGGCCUCGCUCCAUUUCAGCUGCGGGUCGCGCUUUGUGGAGAGCUCUCCAGGCGAGUACAGAAUGGAGCGUCUCAACAGAAGCCAGGAUGUGAUUAUGGUAGCCUCCGAGCCCCUCACGUUCGAGAGGGGCGACUGGACCGCCGUGCCGACAAACAGCGUUAUCACCAUCAAGAAGCAGACAGUUCUGAUCCAUCCGAUCCUUGACGAGUACUUCCAGACCGACCCGCUCUACCCGAGAAGUUCCAAGCUCGCCGAGAGCAAGGGCCUCAUGGGGUCCGUUCCGCUCGCCAAAGCGGUCGAGAGAGACGUGCCGCCACUGGAGAGAGAAUGUCGGUCGAGGCCUCUCUCCACAACGGCACGUCUAUCCUGA